CUUAGUAGCCCAUGACGUCAGUUAGUGGUAGCUGGGCAGUACCGAGAGGAAGAAGUUAAGAUGGUUCUCAUCAAGGAGUACCGUGUGGUUUUACCCUGUAGCGUCGAAGAGUAUCAAGUGGGGCAGCUGUUUUCUGUGGCUGAAGCAAGUAAAAAUGAGACGGGUGGUGGUGAGGGCAUUGAGGUACUCAAGAAUGAGCCAUAUGAAAAAGAUGGAGAAAAAGGACAGUACACACACAAAAUUUACCACCUAAAGAGUAAAGUCCCAGGAUUUGUGAGACUCCUAGCUCCUGAAGGUGCCCUGGUUUUCCAUGAAAAGGCUUGGAAUGCCUACCCCUACUGCAGAACCAUUGUGACGAAUGAAUAUAUGAAAGAUAAUUUCUUCAUUAAAAUUGAGACAUGGCACAAACCAGACCUUGGAACGCAAGAAAAUGUGCACAAACUAGACAGUUCCACGUGGAAGAAUGUAACGGUGGUGCCCAUUGACAUUGCAGACAGAAGUCAAGUGGCCCAUGCUGACUACAAGGAAGCUGAGGAUCCUGCCAUUUUCAAGUCUGUCAAGACUGGGAGAGGACCUCUUGGUCCCAACUGGAAGAAAGAGCUGAAUAGUAAUCCUGAAUGCCCAAGGAUGUGUGCCUACAAAUUAGUCACAGUCAAGUUCAAGUGGUGGGGCCUGCAGACCAAAGUGGAGAACUUCAUCCACGAGCAAGAGAAGAGGAUCUUCACAAACUUCCAUCGCCAGCUCUUCUGUUGGAUUGAUAAGUGGGUGGAGCUAAAUAUGGAUGAUAUACGGCGUAUGGAGGCGGAAACGCAGAGAGAACUGGAUGAGCUUCGCAAAAAGGGUGAUGUGCGAGGAACCAGUGCUGCGGAUGAAUGAAAAGGAUUUUAAACACCACACCCACAAUGACAGCAGUUGCGAAGGCUGCUAAGCGGGCUCCUUUUGGUGCCACUUUUUUACCCUAACUGAAUCAGGCUGUGGAGGAGGGAGCGCUGCUACCUGCAAUCAAUAGAGCAGAUCCCCGGCUUUAACCCAAUCAUAGUCAUUCUAUCCAGUGAGGAAUUGAUUUAUAGCCACCGAUACGAUGCUGGCUGAUGAGACUCAGGUUAAUUUUGAUCUUGGACAGAGAAAGGCCCAGCUAUGGCCAUCAGGAUAUUGAGACCUAGUCUUCUGCAGAGAUGCAAAGAAAAGCUAUUUACUUUUAAAAAAAAAAAAAAAAAAAAAAAAGCAAAUUCAUCAGCUUGAUUCCACAGUGGCAGGUGUUGGACCAAAUAUUUCCAGCUCCCCCAACCUCCUGUUUUUUCCCUACCCAACCCCCCCCCCCCCCCCCA
This is a messenger RNA of Pelmatolapia mariae (spotted tilapia), 1328 nucleotides long. Its product is annotated as phosphatidylinositol transfer protein beta isoform. Gene Ontology annotation, molecular function: phosphatidylcholine intramembrane carrier activity; phosphatidylinositol binding; phosphatidylinositol transfer activity. Gene Ontology annotation, cellular component: cytoplasm. The record is from RefSeq and is a predicted model, not a curated record. Lineage: Eukaryota; Metazoa; Chordata; Actinopteri; Cichliformes; Cichlidae. The transcript is spliced from 11 exons. Gene Ontology annotation, biological process: phospholipid transport. The coding region runs from base 61 to 876 and encodes 271 amino acids.